Quercus lobata is the source of this 1656-nucleotide messenger RNA. RefSeq lists its product as uncharacterized. The transcript has 2 exons. Bases 224 to 1606 code for a protein of 460 amino acids. NCBI's taxonomy places the organism in Eukaryota, Viridiplantae, Streptophyta, Magnoliopsida, Fagales, Fagaceae. The record is from RefSeq and is a predicted model, not a curated record.
GUAUUUGAAUAAAUUCACAUUAUGAGAGGAUCUAUUUACAGAUACAGAAAAUCUUGGGGUAAAUUUUCAAAUAGCCCAAAAUGAUAUUCUUUUCUUCAUAUAAAAACCAUAUAAAUGUGGCACCGCUUAAUUUGUAUCUGAUUCUGCCUUUCAUAUCAAUCCAAUUUCUUUUUGCCCACUGUUUACAGACACAGCAGCAGUUGCAUAGUAUUCUGCAGGAAAAAUGCUGAACACAACAUAUCUAAUCCAACCUUUAUGGCCUUCUACUCAACAAACACUUGCUCUCUAUGCCUCUGGCACAUCUUCAUGUAGCAGCUUUUCAGGCCAACAAAGAGGUCCAUGUCCUAAGUUUAAAAACAGCAUCUUCUUUCUCACUCGGUGCUCCACAAAACCAGGCAUUGACAGCAACAACAAUGCAACAAAUAAGAAUCCUGCCAUUGAACGGGAUUCAAGUUCAAAAUCUCAACAUUUGGCUAUUACUACUUAUUCUGGAGGUCUGGUGCAUGACUUGGGUCCCAAAAACUGCUGGGAUAGUGCAGAGAUUGGCUCACCAGUUGUGAAAAUAUACCUUGGAGACAAUGAGGAAAGGUGGUACAUGUGGUACCAUGGAAGGUCUGAUAUUAAGAACACUUCCGAAUCCAUAGGAUUAGCAGUUUCAAGCGACGGAAUCCAUUGGGAUAGAGAAGAAGAGCAUGUUAGAUCAUCCGAGGAUGCAGGUUUGGUGAUGAAUUGCAGCAAGAAUUGGUGGGCUUUUGACACAGAUAAUAUCAGGCCUUCCGAGAUGGUUAUUUUGUGCAGCCAAAUGUACAGCGCUGUUUACUGGCUUUAUUACACAGGAUAUAGUUCUGAAGAAGUUGACUUACCAGAAGCUCCAAACAUUUUACAGAACCCAGAAAGAGUCCAUGGUGGAGACAAGAAAGACAAAAGUCAUAAAAUUGGCAAAAUUUUCAAGUCACUGCCAGGGCUGGCAUGUAGUCAAGAUGGCAGGCACUGGGCCAGAAUUGAAGGGGACCAUCACAGUGGAGCUUUGUUAGAUGUGGGAUCAGACAAGGAGUGGGAUUCUUUGUUUAUUGCUGCACCUCACGUUGUAGUGCACAGCAACAAUGACUUCAGGAUGUAUUAUCAUUCAUAUGAUGUGGAAAAUGGACAAUAUGCUCUUGGAAUUGCAAGAUCCAGAGAUGGAAUCAGAUGGGUGAAACUGGGGAAGAUCAUUGGAGGGGGAGCAAAAGGUUCUUUUGAUGAGCUUGGGGUCAAGAAUGCUUGUGUGGUGAGAAACUGCAAAGAAGGAAACUAUUUGAUGGCAUAUGAGGGAGUUUCUGCAGAUGGAAUAAGUUGUAUUGGGCUUGCAGUAUCCCCAGAUGGGCUGAAGAAUUGGAAGAGGCUUCAAGAAGACCCUGUUCUUAAGCCUUCGGAAGAAGAUGGAUGGGAUAACAAAGGAGUGGGAUCCCCAUGUCUGAUUCAGAUGAAGGGUAAUGUAGAUAAAUGGAGAUUGUAUUAUGUAGGCGUUGGGUGUGGAGGAAGGAGUGGGAUUGGAUUGGCAGUUUCAGAAGGCAGUAACAUAAGAAAGUUUAGGAGAUGGGCAGAUAAAUAUAAGAUAAAUGUAUAGAGCAUUAUUACCAUGUCAGUGUAUAACUAUAUAUCAAAAGAUUUUCAAUA